GUGAAAAGGAAACUCAUGGAGUCGCAAAAUGCCGGUGGAGGCAAACAAAAAGAGGGUGGAAAGAAGAAAAACAAGGAAGGAUCUGGUGAUGGGGGCCGCGUGGAGUUGAAUCCAUGGCCUCAGUACAUCAAUGAGAGGCUUGAAAUUUAUAAUAAAUUAAAAGCAGAGCAUGAAGCAUUACUGGCAGAAAGAGCUGCGAAGGAAAGUAAAACCAUUAAAGUAACAUUACCUGAUGGAAAGCAAGUAGACGCGGAGUCUUGGAAGACCACUCCUUAUCAGGUCGCUGCUGGAAUUAGCCAAGGGCUGGCUGAUAACACCGUGGUGGCAAAAGUGAAUGCUGUGGUUUGGGACCUGGAUCGCCCAUUGGAGGAAGACUGUAAAUUAGAACUGCUGAAAUUUGAUGAUGAGGAAGCUCAGGCAGUAUACUGGCAUUCAAGUGCCCAUAUAAUGGGUGAAGCUAUGGAGCGUGUUUAUGGCGGCUGUUUGUGCUAUGGGCCCCCUAUUGAAAGUGGAUUUUAUUAUGACAUGUAUCUUGAAGAUGGAGGUGUGUCCAGUAAUGACUUCAGUAGCUUGGAAAACCUAUGUAAGAAAAUAAUGAAAGAAAAACAACAGUUUGAGAGAUUAGAAGUCAGCAAAGAAACCUUACUUGAAAUGUUUAAGUAUAACAAGUUUAAGUGUCGCAUCUUGAAUGAAAAGGUAGAUACUCCAACAACUACAGUAUACAGAUGUGGCCCCUUGAUUGAUUUGUGUAGAGGACCUCAUGUACGUCACACUGGCAAGAUUAAGGCUUUCAAAAUUCACAAGAAUUCUUCCACUUAUUGGGAAGGCAAAGCUGAUAUGGAAACCUUACAGAGAGUUUAUGGAAUCUCUUUUCCUGAUGCAAAAAUGCUAAAAGAGUGGGAAAAAUUCCAAGAAGAGGCCAAAAACAGAGAUCACAGAAAGAUUGGAAGAGAACAGGAGCUGUUUUUCUUUCAUGAGUUGAGUCCUGGGAGCUGUUUCUUCCUUCCCAAGGGUUCCUACAUUUAUAACCAGCUGAUCGAUUUCAUCAGAGAAGAAUAUCGGAAACGGGGCUUCCAAGAGGUGGUCACGCCAAACGUCUACAACAGCAAACUGUGGCAGACAUCUGGACACUGGCAGCACUACAGUGAAAAUAUGUUCUCAUUUGAAGUUGAGAAGGAAAUCUUUGCACUGAAACCCAUGAAUUGCCCAGGACACUGUUUGAUGUUUGAUCAUCGCCCACGCUCUUGGAGGGAGCUGCCCCUGAGAAUGGCUGACUUUGGUGUUCUUCACCGCAAUGAGCUAUCUGGAGCCCUUACCGGACUUACACGUGUGAGACGAUUUCAGCAAGAUGAUGCUCACAUAUUCUGUGCUAUGGAGCAGAUUGAAGAAGAGAUAAAGAGCUGCCUGCAUUUCCUGCGCUCUGUGUACGAUGUCUUUGGUUUCACUUUCAAACUAAACCUCUCCACUCGUCCUGAGAAGUUUCUUGGUGACAUAGAAGUGUGGAACCAAGCUGAGAAGCAACUCGAGAACAGUUUAAAUGAAUUUGGUGAAAAAUGGGUUUUAAAUCCAGGUGACGGAGCCUUCUAUGGACCAAAGAUUGAUAUCCAGAUCAAAGAUGCAAUUGGUCGAUACCACCAGUGCGCUACAAUUCAACUGGAUUUCCAGCUUCCUAUACGAUUUAAUCUCACCUAUGUAAGCCCGGAUUGUGAAGACAAGAAAAGACCGGUUAUCAUUCACCGCGCCAUCUUGGGAUCAGUUGAACGAAUGAUAGCUAUCCUGGUUGAAAACUACGGUGGUAAAUGGCCUUUCUGGCUUUCUCCUCAGCAAGUGAUGGUGGUACCCGUGGGGCCUACAUGUGACGAGUAUGCACAGCAGGUCAGAGAGCAGUUCCACCAUGCCGGUUUUAUGGCUGAUGUGGAUCUAGACCCGGGCUGCACACUCAAUAAGAAGAUCAGGAAUGCUCAGCUGGCUCAAUAUAAUUUUAUCCUCGUGAUUGGAGAAAAAGAGAGAGCCAGUGGAACCGUAAAUAUCCGCACAAGAGAUAACAAGGUGCAUGGUGAGCGCACAGUUGCAGAAACAAUUGAAAGACUGCUUCAGCUCAAGCAAUCACGCUCCAAACAUUCCGAGGAAGAAUUUUAAACCAAUUUUCUUUUUUUUCUUUUCUUUCAUAGCAUCUUAGCAGGGGAUACAAAGUAUCAGGGGAAUUUUUUCUAGCCAGUACUUUUACAGGAGAAAAAACAAACAGCUUUGAUUAAAAUACUAGCAAUUGAGCCAAAAAACAAAGGUUUUUAAAUUAAUUCUAUGACAGUACAUUGUCCAGAACUGAUAGGAAAUGUUAUUCUUAGGAAACCACAUUUAGCAUUGAAAAGAUUACCAUACAAUUUGUGUUGAAUUCAUAGUAACAUUAUUUUUUGUGUAGACUGUUUCUUCAUGAUUGUUCUAUUGAUGAUAUUUUCAAUGUUCAUGCAAAUGAUUUUACAACCAAAUGCUUCCCACCAGAAUUGAGUCUACUUUAAUCAAAACAAAGUGCAGCAGAAGAACAACCUUUGUUGCCUGUUACAUUGACUAGAACAAAUAUGACAAGACUCUUAAAAAUGUGUAAAUGUUAUUGAUAAAUAUUGAAUAUUCCUA
Molecule: messenger RNA, 2631 nt
Organism: Bombina bombina (fire-bellied toad)
Lineage: Eukaryota; Metazoa; Chordata; Amphibia; Anura; Bombinatoridae
Gene: TARS1
Product: threonyl-tRNA synthetase 1
Exons: 19
Coding region: 16-2139 (707 amino acids)
Biological process (GO): threonyl-tRNA aminoacylation
Cellular component (GO): cytoplasm
Molecular function (GO): ATP binding; threonine-tRNA ligase activity
Source: RefSeq, a predicted model, not a curated record